Messenger RNA from Lachancea lanzarotensis, 2532 nucleotides. It is a transcript of the gene FZO1, whose product is annotated as LALA0S04e02784g1_1. The record is from RefSeq and is a predicted model, not a curated record. Gene Ontology annotation, biological process: mitochondrial fusion. Lineage: Eukaryota; Fungi; Ascomycota; Saccharomycetes; Saccharomycetales; Saccharomycetaceae. The coding region runs from base 1 to 2532 and encodes 843 amino acids. The transcript has a single exon. Gene Ontology annotation, molecular function: GTPase activity; GTP binding. Gene Ontology annotation, cellular component: mitochondrial outer membrane.
AUGUCUCAGCAGCAUCAGCGGCAGCAGACCAAAAACUCCAACGGCGAUGAUACUAAUUUCCAUGAUGAUUACCUUUCACAGCUGCUCAAUGAUGACGCUUCAACCGUUGUUCCUUCCCAGCCAGAACAACUCAUUUACUCUCGAUCGGAGCACAGUUUUGUCAAUGACGAUGCCACCACACUGGAAGGUGACGUUUCACAUCUGGCAGCACAUGAUUCGAGUCACAAACGUCGUCAAUCCAAUGACAGAAUGCUUUCAUUACAUUUGAGUCAAUGGAAUUACAACAAUAAUAGAGUAGGACUCAACCGCGGUAUUCAAAGUGCUGAAGAGCUCAUUCAGCUGAUAACACAGGAAAAUGAAACAAGGCCGAUUAACGUACCUCUGAGUUCCACGGAAUACCCCUUGCAUAUAUUAGAAGUCGACUUCAAAUUCAGAGGGAACACAGAUAAUAACGUGAACCUGGACAAAAACGCAAUUGCAAAUCUGUUUGCGGUUCGCGCAAAAACUGCAUUGGGCCAUCUAGAGUCCUUACAAAAACGUGUCGAUGAUACUUCUUCUAAAGUGUUCAUCACCGGUGAUUUGAAUGCCGGCAAGUCUACAUUCUGCAAUGCCCUUUUAAGACGCAGAAUAAUGCCUGUGGACCAGCUGCCAUGCACGAAUGUUUUCUGCGAGAUCCUGGAGGCACGGGAAUACACCGAGGUUGAGGAAGUACAUGCGAUUCCCUUGGCAGUAGCUCCAACUGUGAAAGAAGCUAACACAGCCUACAAUAUACGAGAUAAAUCCACAUACAGAGUUUACCCAAUUGACCAAAUGCCGGAUCUGGUUUAUCGGUCAGACCUGUAUUCUUUGCUCAAGGUCUAUAUCAAAGACGACAAAAGACCUGCGGAUCUCAGUCUUUUACGAAACGGGACCGUUGACAUAUCCUUAAUCGAUUCUCCAGGACUCAAUAUGGACUCCAUUCAGACGACAGAAGUUUUAUCGCGUCAAGAGGAAAUCGACAUGGUUAUUUUUGUCGUCAACUCAGAAAAUCAAUUAACGCUAUCAGGACAAGAAUUCAUACAGGUUGCGAGCAGGGAAAAGAAGCUGAUGUUUUUCGUUGUAAACAAAUUUGAUCAAAUCAGGGACAAAGGGCGUUGUAAAAAGUUAAUCCUUGAUCAGAUCAAGAAAAUGUCCCCUGAGACUCAUAAACAGUCUAGUGAAUUUGUUCACUUUGUCUCCAGCGGCUCAAGGCCUGGAUUUCCUGAAGACAAUGGUCCUGACGGCAACGGUGAUGAAAACGAUUUUGAUGCGUGUGAUCCCGAUUUCGACAGACUGGAAACUUCACUGCGCAAUUUUGUUCUUAAGAAACGGUCUCUUUCAAAGUUAUUACCUGCCAAAACUUACUUGAGCAAGCUUUUGGGGGACAUCUCCGUCAUCGCAAAAUGGAAUUUGGAUAUCGGCGGGCAGGAAAAUAAAAAGUUCAAUGCCGAGUUACAGGCGAUGAAACCCGAAAUAAAAUCAUCAAGUGCUCAGUCGCAGAAGCUUACUGACCGUGUGGACAAGAUCGUUGAGUCUGCAGUUAGUGAUGCAUACGAUUUUACUAAACACAAGAUCAACAAGGCUUUGGAACUUUCAAUAGAAGAUUUUCCCGAUUAUGAGGGGCUGUCACGUAUUUAUGAUUAUGUGCUGCGUUCGAGACAAUACAUUUUGGACCAGAUCAGGGACAGCGUUGGGACUAGCGAAUUCAAGGCCAAAAAUGAAACGUCGAUAAAAGUUGAAGAAAUUCACAUUUGGGGCAAAUCCGAGCUCGGGGAUGAAUUCAUGUCUGAUCGAGAGUUCAAAAGCGAUUUGAUGUUUACUAAGAAAAAGCAUUUGUCGUUGAAAGCACUCGAUGUCCCGUUCGAUAUUCUGGACUUAAUUUCACCAUCGUGGAACGGCUUUCUCGGAUAUUUAAGCUGGGGAUUUUUCGGCGAAGAUAGGUUGGUUGAGAAAGCGAGCGACGUUGGUGAACCUGCGUGGCAUACCACGCUGGGAUUAGGACAGUACUCCGUUUCUAAAUACUGGACCAAUCCUUCGCUUCUGCUCACUUCCAAGAUUCCCGCUCUUGCUGUAUACUCCUGGGGUGGUACACGAGUUUUCACUACCAUUUUGUUUUACGGGUCAAGAUUCUUCUCGUGGCAGGCUGUCAGUCGUCUUUCAUCCUCAGCCCUGAUCCUAGGGUCUGUAAUGGGAAUCGCUUAUUUGGUACAUGAUCUGCCUCGCGCUCUACCUCUCAACCUCUCACAGAAGUAUCGCUCGAAACUACGGGAAGUAGACUACGCUCACCGGAAUGCUAAGCGAAUUUCCGAUGAAGUACGUGACGUGCUUAGAUUUCCAUCCCGGGAAGUGGUUAAAUCUUGCGAAGCUAUACUUGGUAAGAAACAAGCUGCAAGGCGGGAGAUUGAGACCAAGCUGCAAAAUAACAUUCUAUCCUUGAAAUUUUUCAGGGCCUUGGCUCAUCGUGCUGACACUCAAAUGCAAGUGAUCGAAGAAAUUAAUCUUGAUGUUGACUGA